Messenger RNA from Zootermopsis nevadensis, 615 nucleotides. RefSeq names its product transmembrane protein 14C. Gene Ontology annotation, biological process: regulation of heme biosynthetic process. Gene Ontology annotation, cellular component: mitochondrial membrane. The record is from RefSeq and is a predicted model, not a curated record. Lineage: Eukaryota; Metazoa; Arthropoda; Insecta; Blattodea; Termopsidae.
UCGAUUUUAACUAUCGUUAUGAUCGAAUACAAUAAACCUUCAAGUCAUUCCGUCUGCGAAAGUUGUUUUCUCCGUUCAAAAUAUUCGGUUGAUAAAGCGUGGAAGCUAGGGUGGUGUCAGGUUUUAGUUGUUUUUGUUGAUAAAGGAAGACUUUAACCAUGCCUAUUGAUUUCUUAAGUUUUGCUUAUGCUGCUACCGUAGCAACUGGUGGCAUUGUGGGAUAUGCGAGAGCUGGUAGUGUACCUUCUUUGGGUGCUGGCUUAUUGUUUGGAAGUAUACUGUGUUAUGGAGCAUACCAAACAUCACAAAAUCCUAACAACUUUAUGUUGCUACUUGGUACCAGUGCUGCAUUAGGAGGUCUCAUGGGUUUCAGAUUUUAUAAUUCUGGGAAAUUUAUGCCUGCUGGACUAGUCACAAUUUUAAGUGUUGGAAUGGUUUUGAGGUUUGCAGCAAGAAGUGCUGGCCUUAUUCAGGCAAAACCGAUUGAGUAGAGACUUUUUCAUUCAUCUGUCUGUUCAGUUUAGUAAUGUGGAGAUAUAUUUAAUUCCAGUGAAAUAUAUAUAUGAGAUUUUCUACAUACACUUCCCUCAAAAUAAAAUAAGAAAUUUACUCUUA